This is a messenger RNA of Cyclospora cayetanensis, 726 nucleotides long. Its product is annotated as zinc finger A20 and AN1 domain-containing stress-associated protein 9-like. Bases 1 to 726 code for a protein of 241 amino acids. Lineage: Eukaryota; Apicomplexa; Conoidasida; Eucoccidiorida; Eimeriidae. The transcript has 4 exons. The record is from RefSeq and is a predicted model, not a curated record. Gene Ontology annotation, molecular function: DNA binding; zinc ion binding.
AUGAGCUCGGAGCAGCACGAAAACGAGCGCCCGUCUGCACCUCCCCUCUGCGCCAACAACUGUGGCUUCUAUGGAAGCCCGGCUAACAGGAACCUUUGCUCAAAGUGCUAUCGGGAGUUUCUGAAGGCCGAAGAUGCAGCAGCGGCCACAGCCACACCGUGCAGCAGAAGUAGGGCGCUGCCGCAGCAGCAAAAGCAGAGCGCCGGUGCUGCGGCAGCGAAAGCGAAAGCAGUAACGGACGCCGCAGCACAGGAACAGCCAGCCGCCUCGGCAUCUGAACAAACGGCAGCUGCAGCAGCAGCAGCACGCCAAGAAGCCUCCACGGACGCUGCCCCUGCGGGAGGUCCUGCCUCUUCAGCCCCUCCAUUCGCCGCCUCAGAGCCACUGACAACCGCGGGAACGCAAUCGGUAGAAACGGCAGCAGCAGACGCCGCGAACGCUUUUCCUUCGGAUGGGCCACAGGAGGCAGUGGCUCCUCCCUCGCCGGCGUCUGCUCCGGCAGGGAGCGUUUCUGGAGGUCCUGGCAGAGGAAAGGCGUCUCGCUGCCAGAAAUGCAACAGGAAGGUGGGGUUGUUGGGUUUUAUGUGCCGCUGCGGCUUUGCUUUUUGUGGCGAGCACCGCUAUGCUGAUGCCCACGAGUGUAUGUUUGACUAUAAAGCAUUCGAGCGAGAGCAGCUGAGAAAGCAGAACAACAGGGUCGUCGCAGAAAAACUGCAAAAGCUCUAA